Triticum aestivum (bread wheat) is the source of this 786-nucleotide messenger RNA. RefSeq names its product putative disease resistance protein At1g50180. The record is from RefSeq and is a predicted model, not a curated record. Bases 90 to 359 code for a protein of 89 amino acids. NCBI's taxonomy places the organism in Eukaryota, Viridiplantae, Streptophyta, Magnoliopsida, Poales, Poaceae. The transcript has 2 exons.
GAAGAGGAAGAGAGGGAGAGAGUAGCAUAAGAGGAGGGAGAGAGGGACAGAGUAACUGCUAUCUAGCUUAGGUAGCAGAUUCUUCGUCCAUGGCGGAGACGGCAAUAACUGCGGUGCUUUCCAAGCUUGGUGAGCUAGCGGUGAGCGAGGCCAAGAUACUGCUUCAGGUCGGCGACGACAUCAUACUACUGCGCGACCGGCUGGAGUGGCUCCAAGCCUUCGUCCGUGACGCCGACCGGAAACGCCGGGCCGGCACCGACGGGUUAACCCGCGUGUGGGUGCGCCAGACUCGCGAUGUUGCCUUCGACGCCGAGGACGCGCUCGACGACUUCUUCCACGAGGAGCUAAAAAACUUCUAAGGCUUCAUUCCUCUCCACGCUGGCGAUCUUGAAACACCAUUUUCAGCUCCUGAAUCAUCUCAUUAAUUUUCCCCGUGGUGCUCAAAACAUUUUUGGAGCCUAGGUUCUAAGCCAUAAAGCAUGGGUAUCGAGUACUCAUCAACUCAAGUCUACCAAAUGUUCAUAGCAUUUAUAGUUGAGGGAGCAGGUGGCACACCUAGCAAUGCAUCAAGAACAUCAACCUUCUGUGUAGUACUGAAGAUAACCCUCAGAUUACGGACCCAGUCCGUAUAGUUAUAUGACUCAUGUUAUAUGACUCAUGUUUAACCUUCUAUUUUUUUUCUUACGGACCUCAGAUUACAAGUUUCCAUAAAAAAAUUGAUGAUCAUUCCCAUAAAGUUUCAGAUUUUUUUAAAUCUUUUGCUAUGUUUUUAUUCGUGGGUGCACC